Molecule: messenger RNA, 1065 nt
Organism: Penicillium verhagenii
Lineage: Eukaryota; Fungi; Ascomycota; Eurotiomycetes; Eurotiales; Aspergillaceae
Product: protein transporter YIF1
Exons: 3
Coding region: 1-1065 (354 amino acids)
Biological process (GO): endoplasmic reticulum to Golgi vesicle-mediated transport
Cellular component (GO): endoplasmic reticulum-Golgi intermediate compartment; endoplasmic reticulum membrane; COPII-coated ER to Golgi transport vesicle
Source: RefSeq, a predicted model, not a curated record
AUGUAUCGGGGCUCCUUCGCACCGCCGCCCGCGCAGUCGCCGCCUCUUCACCACCCCGUCCCGCAGCAUGUGUCGACCGUGCCCAUGAUGCGCUCACCACCCCCACCCACUUCUCAACAAACACCCAAUGCCGGAUAUGGAGGUAACCCCUACCAGUCGUCGCCUGCUCAGGGUGGUAACCCAAACUACGCUGGUGGCCCCGGUGGCCCUGGUUUUGGUCAGUUCAUGACCGACCCAACCGCCCAGAUGGGGUUCCAGGUUGGCAAGAGUGCGAUGAUGGCAGGACAGGAGUAUAUGGAGAGUAAUUUCAAUCGCUACGUUUCCAUACCAGCCCUGAAGCACUACUUCAACGUCUCCAACUCCUACGUCCUGAAUAAGCUCGUCUUGGUUCUAUUUCCCUGGCGACACAAGCCCUGGUCUCGUCAGCAAGCCCGCAUGCCAGCUUCUGCUGGCCCCGACGGCCAGAUCACACAGCAACAAUACUCAUCCAUGUUUCUGCCCCCGCGAGACGAUCUUAACUCGCCCGACAUGUACAUCCCAGUCAUGGCUUUGGUCACCUAUAUUCUUCUCUCCGUAUUACUGGCUGGAUUCCGAGGCAACUUCCAUCCGGAGUUGUUGGGCUCGAUUACCACCACAGCCAUCGGUGUGAUGCUUUUCGAGAUUGUUUGCUUGAAGUUGGCCAUGUACAUCCUCAGCAUCAACAAUGAAUCUCAGCUGCUGGAUCUCGUGGCGUAUUCGGGAUAUAAAUUUGUCGGCAUUAUUGCUACGCUUGUCGCUUCAGAGAUCCUGACACCUGGCCGAGGAACUGGAGGCUGGGUCGGUUGGACGGUCUUUGCGUACACCUUUUCGGCGAAUGCGUUCUUCUUGCUCCGUUCGUUGAAGUACGUCUUACUGCCAGAUUCGGCCGAAUCUACUAUGCAGACCGGCAUGCACACUGUUGCUCGGGGACAGCGUACCCGCCGCACGCAGUUCUUGUUUGUCUACUCGUAUAUCAUCCAGUUCGUCUUCAUGUGGGUUCUCAGCCGUGAGGGCCCAUCGGCGUUGGCAUCGAAGACAAGCUCUUGA